AUGAAAAGAAUUUGUCUAGUAACUGGUGGAUCUGGUUUAUUAGGAAAUAGUCUACGAGAGGUGAUUAAAAGUGAAAAUGUCGAUUUCACAGAAAAUGAAAGUGAAAUAAUUAUAAAUUCAAAUGAUAACAAAAUAAUUAAAAAAUAUAUAUUUUUAAGUUCUAAUGUAUGUGAUUUAACAAAUUUCGAUGAUACUGAAAAUUUUUUAAAAAAAAAUGAAUUUACUGACAUAAUACAUUUUGCGGCACAUGUGGGUGGUCUAUACGCUAACAUAAAUAAUAAUUUGCAGUUUUUGGUUAAUAAUUUAGAGAUUAAUUUAAAUGUAAUUAAGCUGUGCCACAAGUAUUCGAUUACUAGAGGUAUAUUUACUUUAUCUACUUGUAUUUUUCCGGAAAAGUGUAAUUUACCUUUAAUUGAAGAGAAUAUGCACGAAGGACGAUGCCAUUUAAGUAAUGAAGGUUAUAGUGUAUCGAAAAGAGUUUUAGAAAUUUUGGUCAGGUUUUAUAGGGAAAAAUAUAACUAUGAAUGGAUAUGUAUAAUACCCACAAACAUAUAUGGUAAAUAUGAUAACUUUAAUUUGGAUAAUUCUCAUGUAAUUCCGUCUAUUAUCCAUAAAAUGUACUUAGCUAAAGAGAAUAACACAAACGUAAAACUUAUGGGUGAUGGAACAGCUGUCAGGCAAUUUAUUUAUAAUAGAGAUGUAAAUAAUAUAUUAUAUUAUAUCCUGAACACUAAUUAUUCAAAAAAUUUAACAAUUAUUAAAGAUAAUAUUUUUAAUAUUAUAUUAUCCACUAACAUUCCUUCGAAUGAAUUAACCGUUAAAGAAUUAGCUGACAAAAUUAAAUGUUACUUAGGAUUUAACAAUGAAAUAUUGUUUGACAAAACAAAAGACAAUGGAAUUCACAAGAAGACAUCAAGUAACGGAAAAUUAAUGAAAAUAUUAGACAAAUCCUUUUCAUUUACUGAUAUUAAUGAAGGUUUAAAAGAAACUAUUGAUUGGUUCAUUAGAGAAUACGAAAAUAUAAGAAAAUGA
This is a messenger RNA of Plasmodium malariae, 1032 nucleotides long. RefSeq names its product GDP-L-fucose synthase, putative (gene FS). Gene Ontology annotation, biological process: nucleotide-sugar biosynthetic process. NCBI's taxonomy places the organism in Eukaryota, Apicomplexa, Aconoidasida, Haemosporida, Plasmodiidae. The record is from RefSeq and is a predicted model, not a curated record. The coding region runs from base 1 to 1032 and encodes 343 amino acids. Gene Ontology annotation, molecular function: GDP-L-fucose synthase activity. The transcript has 7 exons.